This is a messenger RNA of Musa acuminata AAA Group (dessert banana), 1496 nucleotides long. RefSeq names its product aquaporin PIP1-1. Lineage: Eukaryota; Viridiplantae; Streptophyta; Magnoliopsida; Zingiberales; Musaceae. The coding region runs from base 430 to 1290 and encodes 286 amino acids. The record is from RefSeq and is a predicted model, not a curated record. Gene Ontology annotation, biological process: response to water deprivation; transmembrane transport. Gene Ontology annotation, cellular component: plasma membrane; vacuole; plasmodesma. The transcript has 4 exons. Gene Ontology annotation, molecular function: water channel activity.
UCCGACGCAGCGAAGUUUCGUUCAUCAUCCCUGCUUUUGUCGUGUCCUCCCUCCUCCUCAGCUCACCCACGGGACGACGUAAAGAGGAACGCAAACCCGCUUCGCCUCGAGCCGAGCGUCGGGAAAAGCUUUUGCCAUUCUUAACCUCGACGUAGCCGAGCUGCUUUACGGAGCAGGUCAAAAAGCAAAAGCAGAUAGAUGGUAAAGAAAGAAGCCUCGAGGCCACAAUUGCACGCCAUGUUGCCAUCAGGGAAUCAUCCCUAUCUAUCUUAUUAGCACUGUACUCCAUCUCCGAUUAGUCUCGUGGCGAGACAGCACAACCCAUCUGCUACCACGCCACCCCGCCUCUACGCCUAUAAAGUCCCAACAACACCCUGAUUCCUCCACUCAACGAGUCUGUCGUGCCCUUUACCACAAGCAAACAGGAAGAUGGAAGGGAAAGAGGAAGAUGUGAGGUUGGGAGCAAACAAGUUCUCGGAGAGGCAGCCGAUAGGAACGGCAGCGCAGAGCGACAAGGACUACAAGGAACCGCCACCGGCUCCCUUGUUCGAGCCCGGGGAGCUCACCUCUUGGUCCUUCUACAGGGCUGGGAUAGCGGAGUUCAUGGCUACCUUCCUCUUCCUCUACAUCACCAUCCUCACGGUCAUGGGCGUGGUCAAGUCCAACAGCAAGUGCUCCACGGUGGGCAUCCAAGGGAUUGCCUGGGCCUUCGGUGGCAUGAUCUUUGCCUUGGUCUACUGUACCGCCGGGAUCUCUGGUGGCCACAUCAACCCCGCGGUGACCUUCGGGCUGUUCCUGGCGAGGAAGCUGUCGCUGACCAGGGCUCUGUUCUACAUGGUGAUGCAGUGCCUGGGCGCCAUCUGCGGUGCCGGUGUGGUCAAGGGGUACCAGAAGGGGCUCUAUGAGAGCAACGGUGGCGGAGCUAACGUCGUGGCUCCUGGCUACACCAAGGGUGAUGGCCUGGGUGCUGAGAUCGUCGGCACCUUCAUCCUCGUCUACACUGUUUUCUCUGCUACUGACGCCAAAAGAAACGCCAGGGACUCUCAUGUUCCCAUUUUGGCUCCCCUCCCCAUUGGGUUUGCCGUGUUCCUUGUCCACCUGGCUACCAUCCCCAUCACCGGCACCGGCAUCAACCCUGCCAGAAGCCUUGGCGCUGCCAUCAUCUACAACAAGAAGCAUGCCUGGGAUGAUCAUUGGAUCUUUUGGGUUGGACCCUUCAUUGGAGCUGCUCUUGCUGCCAUCUACCACCAGAUAGUCAUCAGGGCGAUCCCAUUCAAGAGCAGGCCCUGAGAGAGCCUUCCAUCUCCUCUCAUAAUCACCUGUCUCAUGAUUCUGUGUGCCUUUCUUUCAUCAUGGCUUGUUUCUGGCUUGGAGUGUGUUCCAGAACUGUGAUUUGCACAGCACUGUGGUCGUCGAUCAAGAGUGUAAAUUAAGUACUGAUGCAUGUCGUUGUGUCUCUCAAUCUAAGUAUGUGGUGUUUGCCAGCUUCCGAAGCA